CGGAUGUGGAGUCUUCUUGUCAGGGACAACCGAAGCGGGCACGCGGCACGUGGGGGCGGCGGGUUGGCGUGGGGAAGAGAGGGACCCGACGGACCGGACCGGAAAGCAAAUUUCAGUUCAAGAGUUAAAGACCAUCAGCAGAGGCUCCACACCCACAUUACAAUGGAGUCAUCUCAACUCCAACCGCGAACAUACUGUCCAUGCCACCAAAGACGAUGGCUGGGACGCAAGGGGACAAGCCCUUGAACCGGGCGGAUGAGCUCGACCAUCUCAUCGAUGCCGUGAAAGCCCUGAUCGUCCCCUUUGUCCGGGAAGCCGAUGAAGCGGUCCCGUCCCGGGCGGCGGGGGAGUUGCUUCCAGACAGCCAGGGUGUUGUGCAGAAUGCCCUCGUCAAGACUCGGAGACCCGAGGACCUGGUCAAGGAGCUGGCCUUGAAUCUACCCAAAGGCGAGGGCCUCGGCGAAGAAGGGCUGCUCCAGACCAUGAGGGAUGUUCUCAAGUACAGCGUCAACACGUGGGACCAGGGGUUCAUGGACAAGCUGUAUGCCAGCACCAAUCCGGUUGGCGUCGCUUCUGAGCUUCUCCUGGGAGCGCUGAACACAAAUGUGCAUGUUUACCAGGUAUCGCCCGCCCUGACGGUGAUUGAGAAGCACACGGCCAGGUCCCUGGCAAACCUCUUUGGUUUCACCGGCCCGCGUGCGGGGGGUGUGACCUGCCAAGGAGGUAGUGCCUCGAACCUGACGUCCGUCGUCAUCGCCCGCAACACACUCUAUCCGGAAUGCAAGACUCGGGGAAACAGCGGCGGCCCGAGCCCUUUCGUCCUCUUCACCAGCGUCCACGGCCACUACUCGGUCGAGAAGGCGGCCGUAACCUGCGGCCUAGGCUCCUCCGCCGUCUGGACCGUCCCUGUCGAUGGCGAGGGCCGGAUGGACCCGUCGGCGCUGCGCACCCUCGUCGAGCGCGCCAAGGCGGAGGGCAAAACGCCCCUCUACGUCAAUGCCACCGCCGGCACGACCGUGCUAGGCUCCUACGACCCCUUCCCGGAGAUCGCCGCAGUUUGCGCCGAGUUCAACCUCUGGCUGCACAUCGACGCGAGCUGGGGCGGCCCCGCCAUCUUCUCCCCGACUCACCGCCACAAGCUCGCCGGCUCCCACCUCGCCAACUCCCUCACCGUCAACCCGCACAAGAUGAUGAACGUGCCCGUGACCUGCUCCUUCCUCCUCGGUCCGGACAUGGCCGUCUUCCACCGCGCAAAUACCCUUCCCGCCGCCUAUCUCUUCCACGGUCCGGGGCAGGAGGAAGAAGACACUUCGCGCUCGUCGCCUGCGGCGGCGGCGGGAGGGCCCACCACGAACGGAGUAAACGGCACCGCCGCUCCCAACGGGACGACUACCCCUUCAGAACAGGAACGAGAACAAAAAGAAGAAGAAGAAGAGGUCUGGGACUUGGCGGACCUGACGCUACAGUGUGGCCGGCGCGCCGACAGUCUCAAGCUGGCCCUCAGCUGGGUGUACCACGGCGCGGCCGGGUUCGCGCGGCAGGUGGACGGGGCGUUCGCGGUGGCGGCGCACCUGGCCGACCUGGUCGCGCGCCACCCAGACUUCGUCCUCCUGUCGGCGAACCCGCCCCCCUGCCUGCAGGUGUGCUUCUACCACGCGCCCGGCGGCCGGCUCGCCGAGGACCCGGCCGUCAACACGGCCCGCACCCGCCGCAUGGCCCGCGCGCUCGUCGCCCGGGGCUACAUGGUCGACUACGCUCCGGGGGAGAAGGGCAGCUUCUUCCGGGUGGUGGUUAACGCGCAGACGCUGACGGGGACCGUCGAGGGAUUGAUGAAGGCGUUGGAACACGUAGCGAGGGAGGUUGUCGGGUGAGAGAAGAAAGGGUUGGAAAGGGCGGGCGGGACCCGAGCAAGACGUGGAGGAAGAAGAACAACAAAAACAACAAAAAAAAAGGUUGGAUAGACGUGUUGCCUCCUCGAUAGAC
This is a messenger RNA of Thermothelomyces thermophilus ATCC 42464, 1983 nucleotides long. RefSeq lists its product as uncharacterized. Lineage: Eukaryota; Fungi; Ascomycota; Sordariomycetes; Sordariales; Chaetomiaceae. Gene Ontology annotation, biological process: carboxylic acid metabolic process. The transcript is spliced from 4 exons. Gene Ontology annotation, molecular function: carboxy-lyase activity; pyridoxal phosphate binding. The record is from RefSeq and is a predicted model, not a curated record. Bases 216 to 1871 code for a protein of 551 amino acids. Gene Ontology annotation, cellular component: cytoplasm.